Molecule: messenger RNA, 1117 nt
Organism: Xenopus tropicalis (tropical clawed frog)
Lineage: Eukaryota; Metazoa; Chordata; Amphibia; Anura; Pipidae
Product: E3 ubiquitin-protein ligase DCST1-like
Exons: 8
Coding region: 1-951 (316 amino acids)
Cellular component (GO): membrane
Source: RefSeq, a predicted model, not a curated record
AUGUGCAGAGCCUAUGGAUACGUAUACCAGUACAACAAAAACAUCCACCACGACAAUAAUUAUAUUACCACGUACUUCCGGCAAAUUGAUGCACGAAGGAGGAAGAGGCGCCAGAGGCAUCUGCUCCCACUGCGGAGAGGGGAGUACGUGAACUUUGUCUUCCCCUUUAAAAUGAAACUGCAGGGAGAAGAAAGAGAAACAGCUGCAAGGACGCUGUACACCUGCCUGCCAUUCAUUGCCAUCUUUAUUAUUGUUUUUGGCCUUUCGCAAACACUUGGAAGAAUAUUGGCCAUUAUAAACAAGGCGGCGUAUGUGACGUACACCUUUUCAAGCCAGCACAAGAUUGAUUUUGUGAUCGAAGGGACAGGAUUCUUUCCUAAAGUCCUUCGCAACACAAUAGGCAGGCUAAAUUCAAGCUCGGUUUUGGAGCACAACGUUGACAAUUCAAUGUGUGUUCCAAAGCCGCAUUUAUUGACGGCAGCUCAGUACUGGGUGCUGGGCUUUAAAAUUGCCUUAAUCCUGCUGACACCAGUCCUGCAAGCGUACAUGAAUAGGCUUCCCAGGGCCAUUGCCGCCUUCUUUUUUCCAAAGAGAGAGAAGGUGAGGGUCCUAUACAUGUACAACAUGUACCUUAGAAAGAGAGCGGCCUACGCGAAGCUGAAGAGACGACAGGUCAUGCUGAAUGCAAAGCGCAUGGAAUUCAUGAUGUCGUCCUUUAUUGGAAUAUUUUAUCGGCAUUGCAAAUUUCUGAGACGGUUCUUGGUCCGGCGUUGCUUGGUCUGCAACUCCAGGGAGACCACAGACUCCUAUGUGUGUCGGACGCCGGACUGCGAUGCAGUGUAUUGCCGCCAGUGCUGGAAGGACAUGGACAGGUACUGUUUUGCUUGCAUGCCUAAGGACGAAUUUAUAUCGGACGCCAGCGAAAGUGACUAUGAAUUUAAGGAGUAUUAAGGAUGCCGCUACAAACCGCCAGGAGCCCGAGGAUUAGAAGACAGCAGGGACAGAAGAACACACAUCUGUAUCCUGGAGGAUACGCUUCAGAUGUGUGCAACUUGGGCAGCCAUCGGGGGGUGGGAAUGAGGGGGUACAAUGGGCCCAGCCUUUGCUAUGGUCCUAA